AUGUUCGCAGUUGUGCAACUUCACAGAGAAGAUUCAUCUUGGAAGAUCAUAGAAAGAAUUUGUGAAACCAAAUAUAUGAACCCUCAAACUACUGAAACCAAUGAAGCAGCACAUAUAGAAUGUGUCUUAAAAGUUCUUACCACUCCACAAACACUCGCUUCCUUUGAGGAAUGCAGAGAAAGAGUGAGAAACAUAGCUGAGAACAUGCAACCUCGAUGCAUAGCUGAUGGAAAUGAAGUCAUGAGGUUUUAUGGAACAACCAUUGCAUGCUCCCUUGGUCUAGUAAAUUACUCUUCUACCCUCAGCUGCACUUUAGAACAAUGUGGUUUGUGCCAAAUUCUGAAGCAUGGUUUCAACGCAAACCAGGAAUUCCAUGGUGAACGUGGGGUUCUCACCACUGCUACAAGUGAUCAAGCCUUUGAUUCCAUUAUUUUAUUUGAAUCAACUGAAUACGACCAGGAAGCAUUACCAAUAUUGAGGAAGUGUGUUAUAGUGUGCAGAGUAAUUGCUGGAAGAGUUCAUAACCCUUUGCAAGAGAUUCAGGAAGAGACUGAUUUGGGUUUUGAUUCAUUGAUCAAGAAAAUAAACCGUGACUCAUCAGAUAUUGAAGAACUCUGUAUUUUGAAUCCUAGAGCUAUAUUACCUUGCUUUGUGGUAAUCUAUAAUGCGAUGCUUAGGAGAAGCAAUUUUUAA
Molecule: messenger RNA, 693 nt
Organism: Arachis duranensis
Lineage: Eukaryota; Viridiplantae; Streptophyta; Magnoliopsida; Fabales; Fabaceae
Exons: 1
Coding region: 1-693 (230 amino acids)
Source: RefSeq, a predicted model, not a curated record